CUCUGCCCACCACCGUUCAUGACAAGGACCACGAUGACCGAAUGAGCCCUUGCGCAGUCGCUUCAAGUGGUUUCGAAUCUAUCUCGAAACUUAUCCGAGCAAUCUCACUCAAUCCGAGUCGGGCAUCGAGAGUGGACGUCUUGACUAGACAGCUAAAUGGCCUCGCCCACUUGAAAAUGCAACGAAAAUGACACGGCCUGAGACUUUUACGACUGCAACAAUCCUUUUGAGUCUCCUUCCACCCAAGCGGCUUUCUCGCGGCGUUUCGCGCAGGACGACAUUCUGCAGCCCUUCGUUUCCCGUGUGCCGUCCGCGCUCAUCGUCAACGCGGAUGCCAGCGUAGAACGCACCGAGAAUAGGGUGCCAGGAGCGAGGACACAUGAAAACAAGGCAUUCACCGAAGCUCCAUCGCCUUUGGCAUAGAUUUCUUGCCGCUCACCCUAUCAGGACAUGAACGAAGUCUGUAGGCUCUGCGGCGACAGUGUGUGAUGCCCGCUCUGGCGAUGUGUAGAACUGGUUGGCGAUUGAUAUGGCACCGCGUGAUACGAUCGUCUUCCAUACGUCGUCUACUGGAACCACCCACUUUCGCCAAGCACUUUGCCAGUCACCCCAGCUCGAGGACCAACGGCCACGAGUUUCUCCGAUUCGUUGUCCAACGAUCUUCCGCACUGUCGUCCGAGUGCGCCCCCGGUCACUGUUUCCAAGCCCGGGAGAUUUUCGGAGCCGGGGAAGGGACGAUCUGGAUUGACUAUCUGAAUGACGCCACGGGUGCCGUACCUUGGUCCUCGUGGUCUUCUGGGUUAUUCUCGUCGCUCACUGUAUCGUGAACCUUCUCUCUGUUCCUCACCCAGUGCUCGUUCAGUGCGCUCCGGAUCUCCCACGACGGGUUCGUCCACCCUAUGCACAACACUAGUCACCGCAGCUCCAGUGAUAGAUUACCCAGUGCUGACGAGGCUACACACCACUAGCGCCAAGACGGCACUGGUUCCUACCCCCGAUCUCAUGCCCCACCCUGUUUUUGUUGAGACUCCCCCAACGCACAGCUCAGUCUUUCCCUCUAAUCCUCCCGGCUCCGAGCUCGUGAACUGCAUUGACCCUCAUCAGAGGAUCUCAUUUGAUCACAGAUCUGGAAUGAAGCCUGGGGCGUAGGAUUCAGCUGACACGCCGCCUACUCGAGUCAGAACGUGGACACUAGACCGUCGUCUUGUCAGAACAGUCUGAGUGGUGGCCCGCUUACUCGGUCGAAUGAUAAUAGUUAUGCUCUACUUUCAAGUCGGUUUAACUCAGAAAGUCUCGUGCCCGCUUAUGUGAGAACCAAACGCGCGUCCUCUCAUUGCACGGCAUCUGUUGGCAUAAGAGCACAUAAGAGCACAUCUUUUUACUCCAGUUUCCCCACAGCACGUACCAUGAGCAACUUCCCCAAACGCAAGAUCGGAGGUGUCGAGGUCUCUGCUAUUGGAUUCGGCGCGAUGGGCAUUGGAGGCAUCUACGGCCCCGCUCCGCCUGAUUCCGAGCGUUUCGCGACUCUGGAUGCGGCGUAUGCUGCAGGGUGCACGAUGUGGGACACGGCGGACAUUUACUUCGACUCCGAGGACCUUAUCGCCCCUGAUGCAUCCACCCAAUUCAGGUUCAAGCGCACCGGCAAACGCGAUGAGAUCUUCUUGGCUAGCAAGUUUGGCUUCAUCGGCAUGUCGGGCGACCGGGUGAUCGAUGGGUCGCCGGAGUACGUGCGCACGGCGGUCGAGAAAUCGCUUUCGAGACUCGGUGUGGACACGAUCGACUUGUACUAUCUCCACCGCGCGGAUCCUACGGUUCCCAUCGAGAAAACGGUUGGUGCAAUGGCUGAGCUUGUCAAAGAGGGCAAAGUGAAACACCUUGGUCUCUCGGAGGUCUCCGCGAACACGCUCCGGCGCGCGCACGCCGUGCAUCCGAUCGCUGCCGUCCAGGUCGAGUACAGCCCCUUCACGCUCGACAUCGAAGACCCGAAGAUCGCGCUUCUCAAGACGUGCCGCGAGCUCGGGGUGACAGUCGUGGCAUAUUCGCCGCUGGGACGAGGACUUCUCACCGGGGCCUACAAAUCCUCUGCCGACUUCCCGGAGGGCGACUUUCGGCUGUUCAUCGAGCGGUACAAUGAGAAGAACUUCCCCAACAUUCUCAAGAUCGUGGACGGUUUGGGCAAGGUCGGGGAGAAACACCAGGCUUCCUCGGGCCAAAUCGCACUCGCGUGGCUGCUCGCCCAGGGAGAGGAUAUCAUUCCGAUCCCCGGGACCAAGAAGAUCAAGUAUCUCGAGGAGAACUUGGCGGCGAUCAAGAUCAAAUUGUCUGACGAAGAGACUGCGGCGAUCCGCACGCUUGCCCUCGAGGCGGAUGCCCAGCAAGGUGAACGAUACCCGCCUGAUCUGGCAAAAGUGUUGUUUGUGGAAACUCCGGAACUGUAAAUCAUAAUAUGUGAACUGUACUGCAACCCUCCAACAAAGAGACGGGGCUGAAUGUAUGCCCUGAGACAAGGCGUCACGUGUACCGUGUUUUACUAUGGGCGGCGUGUCGAUCCCAUCCCAA
Mycena citricolor is the source of this 2559-nucleotide messenger RNA. The record is from the annotation of a GenBank genome assembly. NCBI's taxonomy places the organism in Eukaryota, Fungi, Basidiomycota, Agaricomycetes, Agaricales, Mycenaceae.